GUUGUCUAUUUAGUGUACAUAUACAGGAAGCAAUAGUUGUUUUUAUUGAAAAAAGAGUGUCUCCCAAAACUAGUCGCGCCGCCAAGAAGCGAUCAUAAAACUUUUUUGUUAUACCUACAUGCUAGGUAUUAGAUUUAGAGAGAUAUUCAACGGAACAGGAAAAACAACACAGGAACGCAAUAUGUCAGCUGUUUGUUCCCAGAGUGACAGAGGAUGUUAUAGUGAUUGCGGUUAGAAUUCCGUUCGAAGGCGUUCGCGUUCGGCAUCGACACAUCCGUGAAUCGGUAAUCAGUUUUCAAUCGACACGGCUUGCAGAGUCCAUCAUCAUCAGUGAGAAGGAAAGCUCCUACUGAUCUAAAAAUGUCUCACUCGCGGUAGUAAACACAAUCAUCACAAACUUAUCGAAAGUGCAAGUCCCCAGAACGUGAUGGACUCUCAUCUUCUCGGUGUAGCUCAACAGCAACCGAAACAGAAACAUCAACUCAUUAGCCGAGUAGUGACAUUUGUAAGAAAUCCCCAUCCCAUUACAGCUCUAGUUGACGAGGAUAGGAACAGCAGAGGGGAAACGGGACCUAAAAAAUCUUACUUCAAAGUACAACUGAUGUGUGAUAACAACACUCAACUGCUGGGUGUCAGUGAUAGUAUACAGUGAACCGUGAAGCAACAAACGCAGACUGACCAGCAACAAACAGCUAAAAGUGCCUUAAUUAUUUACACCUUUGGAAAGGAAACAGAAGAAAAAAAAGUUCAAGACUGAAGACCGACACGGGUUAAAAAUUCAGUGGAAGGCAAUUUGAUGCAAAUCACCCGUUAAUCGAUUCCGUGUUUAUUUUUGAAUUAUUUUAAAUUCGAAAAAAAAAUCAUACAAACAUCUAGUGGAACAAAAGCAAGCCAGUGGGUAGUGAUUUUUAUCGUGCGCAGCAACUUUUAAAGAGAGAGAAAAAACUGAAGUUCACAUGUGCCAAAGCGAAUAAGAAGGAGCAAAAACAAAAACGCGCUAAAGAUCAUGGUCGAUGCAGUCCAGCAGGGUGCGGCCACACUAGCCGAUCAUCAUCAUCAGCAUCACUUUGGUCGGCAGUUGCUGAACUGGAUCGUGGGACAUUCAUCUUCCUGGUACGGGACCCUAGGCACUGGUUCCGAAUUUCUGGACAACUACAGGAAGCUGGAAAGUGGGGCCGCAAUCUUGGAGCAAGGUUUGGCGGCAAAGUUGGAGGACGAAGACGAUCAGUCAGUUGUUGUCGGCGAUCAGCAACCGUACCAGAGAGCCCAACCGAGGUCCGCCGAUUGGAGAUUCAUCCGGAGGGACGAUCCGAUCGUAGAGUACGGACUGAGGAACUUCGAGAAUCUUAUGCUGGUCGACAUUAUGGAGAACUGCCAGGAGGGAAUUCCCGUUGAAAUGUUCAACGUGCUGGCCCCGUUUCAUCAGAACAGUUCCGCAGCCAACAACAACAGUGGCGGUGCUCAGCAGCAGCCGUCCCAACAACAGCAGCAGCAGAAUGGAGUAGGUCGCGGAGGAGCUGGACCAAGUGGAGGAGCAGCCGCCAUCGUGGUGGAGAAUAUGCAAGUGACUCAACCCUGCAGUGCGCCAUCGUCUCCGACCAUCACUUCGCCGGGGGCCCUCAGCUCGACAUCAUUCUGUUUGCCAUCGUCGACGACGACAACAACGACGGCGACCGGAAUUGCGGCGUCUUCCUCGAGCAGCAAUUCUAGCAGCGUCAUUGCCUGCACCACAGCUGCCGAUACCGGUGAUCCAAACUGGCAGGCCACCAAGAGCACCGUCCGGGAGCGGAAUGCAGCCAUGUUCAACAACGACCUGAUGGCGGACAUCCGCUUCAUCGUCGGAAUCGAUGAACAAGUGCAAACCAUACCGGCUCACAAGUACGUACUAGCUACCGGGAGUUCCGUAUUCUACGCCAUGUUCUACGGGGGCCUUGCCGAGGACAAGGAAGAGAUCAAGGUGCCCGAUGUGGAGCCGACCGCAUUUUUAACCAUGCUGAAAUACCUUUACUGUGAUGAGAUCCACCUGGAGGCGGACAAUGUGCUGGCGACGCUGUACGUGGCCAAGAAGUACAUCGUGCCGCACCUGGCCCGGGCCUGCGUCAACUAUCUGGAGACGAGCCUGACGGCAAAAAACGCCUGUCUGCUGUUGAGCCAGUCGCGCCUCUUCGAGGAACCGGAACUGAUGCAGCGCUGCUGGGAGGUCAUCGAUGCCCAGGCGGAGAUGGCCAUCAAGUCCGAGGGCUUCGUCGAUAUCGAUCUGAAGACGUUCGAGACCAUUCUGGCCCGGGAGACGCUGAACUGUAAGGAAAUUCAUCUCUUUGAGGCGGCCCUCAGUUGGGCCCACUCGGCCUGUACCAAGAUCGACAUCGAACCAACCUCAGGGAACUUGAGACAGGUUCUGGGUGGGGCUCUAUAUCUGAUCCGGAUUCCGACGAUGUCAUUGGAAGAAUAUGCCAACCGGGUGGCCCAACUUGGAAUUCUCACGAACCAGGAAACGAUCGAUAUUUUUCUCAACUUUACCGCCAAGAACAAACCGAAGCUGACGUUUCCGGUGAAGGCAAGGGCUGGCCUGAAGACUCAGCUGUGUCAUCGAUUCGCAUCCUGUGCCUAUCGUAGCAAUCAAUGGCGCUACCGGGGCCGAUGCGAUUCGAUCCAGUUCUCGGUAGACAAACGGAUCUUUAUCGUCGGUUUCGGGUUGUACGGAUCUUCGACGGGGGCAGCCGAUUACGAUGUCAAGAUUGAGUUGAAGCGAUUAGGCCGGGUUCUGGCUGAGAACAAUACCAAGUUUUUCUCGGACGGAUCCAGCAAUACGUUCCACGUGUUCUUCGAAACUCCGAUCCAGAUCGAACCGGAGUGCUUCUACACGGCCUCGGUUGUGCUGGACGGAACCGAGCUAAGCUUUUUCGGUCAAGAGGGAAUGAGUGAAGUUAGUGUUGGAACGGUAACCUUCCAGUUCCAGUGUUCGUCUGAAAGUACCAACGGAACCGGAGUCCAGGGUGGACAGAUACCGGAACUAAUCUUCUACGGACCGAUGGGAACCAGCAGUGGAAAUGGAUCUAGCGGGGCCCCGCAUGGAACCGGGGCAAUUUCCGGUAGCAGCAGCAACAAUUCAUUGAACAACAACAAACCAAGCGGAACUGGACGCGGUGGAUCUUCCGGGGCCAAGAACUCCUGCAAUGGAGGAGGAACCAUGAACAGUGUCUACGCUGAUAAUGGACCCAACGUGCUGAACAACAACGGCAGCAACGGGCUGGGAGCACUGGCCCUGGUCAACAGUGAAAGUGACUGAAGUUUAAUUAAAUUCGAGAGGAAAAAAUUUCCUGCUCGAAGCUCGGAAUAUUACUGAGAUUUCCAAUGGCAGAGCGUGUCGAUGCCGGGAAAGUUCUAGGAACGCGACACGCUCCCCUCAAUUUGUGGAAACCAAAACUGAUCAUGAACCGAAAACGAAUAUCGCUCAUUUUUUGGAGUGAUGAAAUUAAAAAUUUGAAAUUUAGCAGCAUGUAAAAGCAGCAUUUGUGCACGUAGAAAUUUCAACUUGUAUAUCUAUUAGCCAAUAGGGAAGUUUAAGAAACUUAAAAAAACGUAGAGAAAAAAGAUUACAAUAUAAAUCAAACGAGUUGAAGGAUAUUCCGAUUGGCGUGAACGAACUCGGGUAUUCAUCUUGUCAGACAAAUCUAAAUAAAACCAAUACUACAGAAUACCCAUUGUUUAUCAAGUGGUUACUCUAUUUUUUUAUUUCUGGAAUUUUCAUCCAUUCGGAUGAUUCAUCCAUAUUUCCGAAAAAAAAUCUAUCAAUAACUUGUACAGGAGUGUAACACAAAAAUGCUUCAAAAUUCUGGAGGUGUUACGAAUUUGGAAAUUCAGAAAAUUCUAACAAUCCCUAAACAUUUUGCAUUUUCUAAAAAUUUGCCCAAACAAGCACAAAUAAUUGCUGAGAAUCUGGUGUUACAGAUUUGAAUAAAUGAAAGCUUCAUCAAAUUAUGAAUAAACAAACUUUAAAAUCCAGCUUUUAUUCAGUUUUAACAAUUCGAGUCCCAUACCUAAGCAUCUCUAAGAACUCGAAAGAAAAAAUUUAAGCUUAAGUCUAAGCAUUUUAUUGUUUCAGAAUGUAAUUUGAUGCACGUUUCCGAUGAGUACGACGAAUUUGUUUGCAUAAUUUUGAUUGAUCCAAACAUCCAACAAAAAGGCAUACCGAAUAAGUGCGAUUUCUAACAAAUUUAAUUACCUAUGACGAAUCAUUUAUUUAUAAGGACCUGAGACUUAUUUGAAUGUUAAGUUCAAUUUAUUUUAUUGAUAUUUUAGAAGAAACAAAACACUGAUUUAUCACUAGUCACUAAGAGGACGAGAAUUUUAAGUAAGAUAAUAAUUUGUUUCAAAGAAUUUAACAGCAAGCUGUCAUUCUUCUUUAAAAGUGGAUAAUACAUAAGUUCGUUUCGUACAUGGUUGAAAUGUGUUGCUAUCAACUAUUCGUUUUUUAUAAACAUUUUGUUUAAAACUCUAGAAAAACCAUGUUAUCAAAUCACAAAUACUAUAGUCACCAGAAAUGUAAAAUAAGAUACAGUUGAUCAUGUUCACAGUUGAAAAAAAAGUAUUUGAAACAAAUGAAUUCAAUGAUGAAAAUUUAACAUAAACGAACUAACACUACCCAGAUGCUAAGCAAACGCAGAGAGUCAGCAAAAGUAAACACACUUGAAAAAGGUUUCGGCUGCAGUUGCAGCAAUAACACAGAAAAGGAAUAAUGAUAUGCCUCACACCCUGACAAAACAGAAAGGAACCAACAGAAAAUACCAAGGUUUUUGACUGACAUGAUUGUUCAAAAGAAUCAACCGGAAAUCGUGAAGGGAAAAUAUAACUUAUACUAACAAACAAAUAUCUCUUCAAAUCUAUUUUGAUCUUGAGAAACUUUUCAAACUAAAAAUAAGUUAAAAAUGCAUACAUAAAAUCCUAUUAAAUAUAUUGAAAGUAGCAGAAACUAUUUAUAUUGAAAUGACACAAAUAAAAUUAUGAAAAAACAACUUAGUAGCAGGACGAUUUCUGUUUUCCGAAUGAAAAAAAAAAAUGAAAAAAUCCGAAAGUACACAUAAGAAAGAACACAAGUUACAAAAACAAAGGCAGCCUUAACAAAGCCCGGUACUACUACAAUAAUUUUGGAUGUUCUAGUAAGUGUUCUUUGCUGGUCUUUUCUUUCUCUGAAAAAAAUUGGAACAGAAAAAACUAUUUUUUUUGCUAUCAAUAAUUGUUAUUGAAUGUUCAUUUUUUUUUAAAUCUUAGUCAAAAAUGAUUUUCAAACAGAAAUGUUUAAGCAAUUGUUUUAGAUUUUGUUUUUAAUUGUCAAUUUGUGAAGUGGACAAAAGUGAAAUGUUCAUAAAAUGUAUCUGAUGACAUCUAUUGUAGUCGAGAAUUAAACCCACAUAAAAAAACACACACUCAACACUUGGUGGAUGAUUGUUUGCAUCUCCUAUUUGUAAUGUUCCAAACAAGAAAUACAAAAAUUAUAUAUUGUAGAACAACAAAAGUACUGAAUAAAAUGCUAUUGUAGA
Uranotaenia lowii is the source of this 5540-nucleotide messenger RNA. RefSeq names its product BTB/POZ domain-containing protein 6-B-like. The record is from RefSeq and is a predicted model, not a curated record. Gene Ontology annotation, molecular function: protein binding. The coding region runs from base 1007 to 3289 and encodes 760 amino acids. Gene Ontology annotation, cellular component: cytosol. Gene Ontology annotation, biological process: neurogenesis. The transcript has 6 exons. Lineage: Eukaryota; Metazoa; Arthropoda; Insecta; Diptera; Culicidae.